Messenger RNA from Achroia grisella, 2031 nucleotides. RefSeq lists its product as uncharacterized. The transcript is spliced from 2 exons. NCBI's taxonomy places the organism in Eukaryota, Metazoa, Arthropoda, Insecta, Lepidoptera, Pyralidae. The record is from RefSeq and is a predicted model, not a curated record. Bases 1 to 2031 code for a protein of 676 amino acids. Gene Ontology annotation, molecular function: nucleic acid binding; zinc ion binding.
AUGGCCCCCGCACCCUCCCCCCCUCCUAUAGAGGGCCCCCCCGUAGAUUCGGGGGGAAAUUCAGAUAGUGUGGCUAAGAAAGCCACAAAAGAGGUUAUGCCUGAACUGGCAGUGUGUUUGGGCCGCAGGCUCGACAUGAACGCCCAUAAGGGCGCAGAAGAGAGUAUGGAGGUGGGUAACCUGGCUCAAGAGUUGGGUGGCCCUUGCACUCGGUCUCGCGCGAGCUCAGUAACGGGCAACCUGAUCGAGUUUGUGCGACCGUCAGAGACCUCAGUUGGUGGGCGCAAAAAGAGGCGCCUUGACAAUGGGGCAGAGUAUGACUCUGCAGACUCCGCGACGAGCUCCGUUGAUAUGGAAAUAGCGGGGCUCGCCGUGAAGAAGGGGAAGACUCCCAAGGAAGGGAGACAAUAUGUGGGUCCAGGGGCCGCAAAAGCGGCUCUGACCAAAGAUCGGAGGAAGGAGUUCCUCAGGGUCCCAGGAAGCGACUCUGAAGGGGAUGAUGAGGCAGCAGAGCCCCGUACUGUCCGAUCUGGGGUAAAGGCCCCCAGGAACCCCACCGACCCGGCAGAAGUACACCUCCAUAAAGUGCGGGAGGCAAUGGUCGAGAAGACCAUGGAGGUUCUAGGGGUGGUGAAGAAGUCGGGGAACUUGAAGGGGACCUGCCAGAAGCAAAUCAAGAGUGCACUGGCAAGGCUGAAUUCCCUGGCUGAGUCCCUGGAUGCGGACCUCAUCCCGAGGUCAGUGACGCCUCUUCUGAAGAGGAACUCCGACAUUGAGUCGGAACUCCACAAGCUCCGGAAGGAGAAUGAGGAGCUCAGGGCCAGGGUGGCCGCUGCUCCCCCUCCGGAGAACUUGAGGCCGACCCCGGUGUACAACCACGGGGCAUAUCCCAGGAGAGGGAAUGACUGGGACACGUUUAGGUCCCAGAUCAUGGAGGAUGUAGGCCGCAUGAUGGAGCGGCAAACCGCCGAACUCAUGCGGCAGGUGAGGAGCAUGGUUGCCCCGCAACCGGUGUCGGUGGACAUGGAUGACCAAGUCCCCGACUAUGUGUACCGGCCCCCACUACAAAAUGGGGACAAGAUAGAGGCCUACCGCCAGCAGGGCAAUAUCAGGCCAGGGGUAGGCCCCCAACCCAGUGGGAGUAAGGCGCCGCAAUCGGCGUCACGCAAGAAGGCGGGGAAAGUAGGCCAGUCACAGCCUACCUCCUCCAAAAAGACGGAGGCUACGACUGCUUCUCAGCAGUCCACGGCGGCGGUGGAAUCAUGGGCCACCGUCGUUAGGAAGAACGGACGCACCACCAGCGUCCCGGAGCCGAAGGCUGGCCCCUCCGGGACCCAGGGUAAAGGGAAGACAGGGUCACAAACGGUUAUCCUCGCCCUCCCGCAAGAAGCGGAAAAAGCUGGAGCCACUUAUGCUGGCAUACUUAGAGAGGCCAAGGCGAAAAUAGACCUGGCUUCUCUAGGUAUAGAGGAGCUCCGCUUCAAGUCGGCGGCAACGGGGGCGAGGAUCCUUGAGAUCCCGGGCUCCCAGAGCGGGGGAAAGGCCGACGCGUUGGCCCAAAAGCUGAGGGAGGUCCUCGGGGAAAACCCCGUACAGGUCUCCAGGCCCACCAAAACCGCAGAGAUGCGGAUAAUGGGCCUGGAUGACUCGGUCACCCCCGAGGACAUCACGCACGCAGUCGCCAGGGACGGCGAGUGUGCGCCCGAGGAGGUUAAGGCUGGGGAAAUCCGCCUAAACCCCUCGGGACUGGGCACUUGUUGGGUGCGGGCGCCGAUCUUAGUGGUCAAGAAGAUCACUACGGCAGCCCGCAUCAAGGUGGGUUGGGUGUCGGCCCCGGUCGAGCUCCUGAGGCAGAGGCCGCUGAGGUGCUUUAAGUGCCUUCAGACGGGCCAUGUAAGGAUGCGGUGCCCGCAGUGGCCUCUGCUUCAGAUGCAGCAAACCGGGCCACAAAGCCGCCGGCUGCACAGCAGCCCCGAGUUGCGUCAUCUGCCGCGAGGCAGGCAAGCCGGCGGAUCAUUGGAUGGGGAGUAA